UUAUUUCGGCAUGAACGAAUCUAACGACAACUUGUAUACAGACGAAAUGUUCGAUAACUUUGCCGCCAAUCUGCACCAAAAAACAAAAAUACCUCAUUCUUCAGAGUCGGAUAUAUCUAGUUACAUUGACUCUGACGAGAAUGACGUUUCUAAAACUGGGAUUGAUUUACAGCUAAGGCCUAUCUUACCAAAAAAACAACUGGAGAUACCGAGAUUCUCUCCUGCCGCGGCAUGGAGACUUCUGUCUAUGGAUACCAAUGAUAAUACGGCCGCUACAACAGAAAGUGACGAUGUGCCUGUUUUUGUAGAAGAACGAAUCGAGAAAUAUGCCAGACCUCCACCUCCAUUCGUUCAUGCAGGACAAAGAUCCAGCAAUGACAAAUCUGGAGAUUCCGGGAUAUCAGGAGACGAUGCCAUUCCUAUUGCUUGCUACGAGGAUAAUAAUGACAAUGGAAUUAACCAAGAAAACCAUGUACCUGCUGGACUCAAGAUGCUAUCAUAUUUGAAUAAUCAUGAGAGGAUAUCGUGGACUCCUCAACAAGAUCUCGGGGACGAUUCUAGCAUAGAAGAAUGUAUAGAUGACAAAGUGCUCAAACAGAAACCGCGGACCCAUAUCGGACCACACCUAUUCAGUCUAUCGCUGCCUAGAGACAACCAGCUGGCGUCAUAUAUGAUUGAGAAAUCAAAUUAUCAGUAUAGCGGUUUGCAGAGGUUGAAGAAAUCACUCUCUGGAGUUUUGAAUAACUUAUCCAACAAGAAGGACUACAUUGAAGCGAACCUUGCAGACGAGAAAGGCUCUAAUUGGUUUCUUAGCAAAUCUGCACCGAAUUCUUUGAAUAACGCAUUUCACUCUCUGGAAAUGCGAAAAUCCCAAGAGUGCGAGUUGAUAUACUCUCAAAACAAGACUAGCAGGUUGAUGUAUCUGCCCGAGAUAGACCUUAACCGAAGCAACUAUAGAAAAGAUUAUGAUAUAAACACACGAGACACACCAUCACUAAGUUAUUCAAAGUCUUGCGAAGACAUAGCUUUUGAAGUUCGGAGGGAACCAGAACCUCUUCAAGACCCAGCAACAAAACAUGAUCUUUCAUGGCAGAUGAGCAGGAAGCCCAAAAAGUUCACCUUCCAAAGUACAAUAAGGCAAAUUGAGAAAAAGAGAUUGUCUGACAAGCUUUCCAAAGAAGCGGAAAGGAGGGAAAAGAAACGGAUCCAGGAGCUUGAAGCCAUGCAGAAAGUUGAAGAGGAGUUUCAGAGAAAACGGGCAAGGGAGAAAGCCAAUAUUCGACAACAACUGAGGCUAUACUGUUUGGACGAAGAUCCCACUUGGUCUAGUCUUCCACCUAACCUCGAAAUGAAGAAUGAGAUUCGACCAGAACCUGAUGGAGCAUUUUCUUCCUCAACUUCAUCUUCUCCACUGCCACACACAAAAUCACCAGACAGUAGCAUAUCUUUCCAUAAAUUCAGAGGUCCAGAACUGAAUACAGAAACCAAAAUGAGAGCAUCUACAACUCGAGAGCUGUCUGAAUUCAGACAAGUACAAAGGGAUUACAAGGAAUUUCGUGGAAGCUAUAGAUAUGCUAAUGAUGGGGGACACCACAGACAAACAACAGUUCAUCCUCAAGUUACGUGCAAUAUGCCAAAAGCAAAAGGAAUAAAACCAAGAGAAAGUAGCAAUUAUAGAAAGGAUUUUGCCUCAGGAGUGAAAAGUACCCAUUCUGCUAGAAGCACACAUUCUGAAGACUCACCAAAUCCACCACGAAUGUACAAUAAAUAUGAACCGAUGUCCAUGUCUUACCUUGAUCAAGAUCUAAUUCACUGCUAAUUAUCUAGGCUAAGGAGAGGAUGUUACUCAAAUAUAUUACCUUGAAUAAUUUUUUAUAGAAACUGUACAAUUAUAUAUAUUUUGUAUAUAAAAAAUUUAUUAACAUGCCAA
Leptinotarsa decemlineata (Colorado potato beetle) is the source of this 1930-nucleotide messenger RNA. RefSeq lists its product as uncharacterized. NCBI's taxonomy places the organism in Eukaryota, Metazoa, Arthropoda, Insecta, Coleoptera, Chrysomelidae. The record is from RefSeq and is a predicted model, not a curated record.